This is a messenger RNA of Radiomyces spectabilis, 375 nucleotides long. RefSeq lists its product as uncharacterized. The record is from RefSeq and is a predicted model, not a curated record. Lineage: Eukaryota; Fungi; Mucoromycota; Mucoromycetes; Mucorales; Radiomycetaceae. The transcript has a single exon. Bases 15 to 251 code for a protein of 78 amino acids.
UGGACCCUCCCAGGAUGCACCAUCUUUUGCAACCCCGGCUGUUAUUGUUCAGAAUAGCUGUCUACCCAUUGAUUCAGUCUACCUAUGCCUACUUUGUAAUUUUUCAUAUCCUUUCAAGUAUGGAAAGCUCAGAUGGAAUCCUAUUUGUCGAAAGCGACUUUUUGAAAGUGCGCCAAUUAAUCGCUGCAAAAGCGCAAACAGUUUUAUCUAUUAGCUUUUCUGUGAUUUUGAUCAUAUCAGACACAUUGUAAUCAUAGUUUACAGGGAUCCUGAUAAACAUAUGCUAUUGGAGGGAACACAUGCACCUAGAUUUGGUGACGGAUCUCAAGAGGGAAAAGACGGCGUGGAGUGCAUUUGAGUCAUCGGACAUUCAGG